AUGUCUUCAUUUGAUGAUGAGGACCGACGUGCUAAAUAUGCCUUGGCACCGAAGUCUACUACUCAUGGGAAGGUGGUGAAGCUCUCUCCUAAGCGGUUACAUACAAAACGUGAAGUACGUACGGUACUUCCUGAAGAACAGUAUUUGGCUAAACUGGAAAAGAUCAUUGUCAGAGACUACUUUCCUGAUCUUCCAAAGCUUAAGGCACAAGCUGAGUACAUGGAUGCUGUGAAGCGCAACGACAUUGCAAAAAUGCGCGAAUUGCAGCUACGUUAUCACACUGGACGUCGCACUGUUCGAAGAACAAGUCCGUUGACUAGCGGCACAACACCUGGGCAUCGAGCUCCAACGUCACCAAUCAGUUUUGAUCCGGACACUCCCGGUCCAAGUCGACCAUCCGAGGGUGUCCAAGGGACGCCACUUCCUUAUGCGAACUGCGAGGGUGACAACGAAGUACUGUUUUUAAAGUCUUGUCUAAGUGUGUCAUACUUUUCCGCAAUACAGAGAGAUUUUCUACAGGCUGUGAAGGCAAGCGUCCAAAAGAAGAAAUCAAACCCUGAGGAACUUUCAGUAGAUGCAUAUAUGAACAAAUUUACAUCAGAAGACAACGCAUCGUUUGAAGAGUUGACGGCAGUAGAGAUGGCAAAGGAACGGUCGAAAAAAGGUUGGAUCUACGAGGCAGAACAGAAACAUAAUGCGGAAAAGGUUACACAUGGCAUACUACCGGCUUCUGCCGAUCUACAGCUCGCUUUAAAGUAUGAUAGCGAAGCUGACAAAGCUAAACCAAAAGAAAUUGACAACUGGACGUACACGGCGCGUAACUCUGUGUUAUUCCAUUUGGAAGGUGCGCCCUUGACCGCUGAAGAACGCAUGGAGCAGGAACGAAAGAAUCAAAGAAUAAUCAACAAGUCUGGCACUCGUUUCCCUGAAGACAUUAAAAAUAAACCAUCGGAGGCCUCUAUGGCACGAGCUAGCAUGGUGCAACUUGCAAAUAAUGCCGGCAAAGUAGAUGCUCAAGGACGAGAAGUUGGACUGAAUAGCAAAACUCUAGAUUUAGUGGCUACACCCAGUCCUGCUCCUGGUGUUGAUGACUCGCCACUGAUGACAUGGGGAGAGAUCGACGGGACCCCUUUUCGUUUGGAUGGUGCCGAUAUUCAGCCACUAGUUGAAAACGCUCCAACCUUCAAGAUGCCCGAAGUGCCAUUUCGCGAACAAGUCGCUUUGGAAAUCAGUGAUACCAUUGCCAAGCGGUAUCGUGACAAGCGACGUGCUGCUAUGAAAGCGGCUGAGAAGGCACAUAGAACACCACGGUUCGGAUCGGUUCACUCAUCCGCUCUUUCACUGGCUACCCUUUCACCAGCAGCUCGACGUCUCGCUUCAACUAAACUUGGUAUCCGACUGCCUUCUACCGAACAUUUGCGCGCUUUAACGCCUUCUAGGACCGGAAGCUUGCGAGCAAGUCCUCAUAUGCGAUCUGCUUCAAAUACACCUAUUGUAACUAAGGCAAAGGUGUCUUCGAUUACGGAUAACCUUAUGCCAGUGUCUUCUGAAGAAAGUGGAACAUCGACAAGUGGUCGUCCCACUGCUGGCGACUUUUUCUAA
Molecule: messenger RNA, 1602 nt
Organism: Angiostrongylus costaricensis
Lineage: Eukaryota; Metazoa; Nematoda; Chromadorea; Rhabditida; Metastrongylidae
Source: the annotation of a GenBank genome assembly